Messenger RNA from Gekko japonicus, 634 nucleotides. It is a transcript of the gene TMEM178B, whose product is annotated as transmembrane protein 178B. NCBI's taxonomy places the organism in Eukaryota, Metazoa, Chordata, Lepidosauria, Squamata, Gekkonidae. The transcript has 3 exons. The record is from RefSeq and is a predicted model, not a curated record. The annotation marks the transcript as partial. Gene Ontology annotation, cellular component: membrane.
AUGGCUGCCGGAAGGUUAUUGCUCUAUGCUGGUCUCUCCUUAGCAUUGUGUGCUUUAGGCAUGCUGGCCGUGGCCAUCUGCUCUGACCAUUGGUACGAAACUGAUGCCAGGAAGCACAGGGAACGGUGCAAAAGCUUCACCACUCGGAGGAAUGACCCUGGUUUCAUUUAUAAUUCUAAUAAUAACCUGCCCCUCAGGGCCAGCAGGUCUAGGCUGGACCGCUGGGAAGGGAAACUUCUCUUGGCAAGAAAUAGGAGGCAGCUCUUUGCCAUGAGUGCCGUUGAUGAGUGCAACAGACAGUACAACUCUACUAACAUGGGGCUCUGGAGAAAAUGCCACCGCCUGGGAUUUGACCAGGACCUGGAGGAACUCAUUGCUAAAGGAGCAAUUGACCAGUGUUCAUACAUCAAGUACCACUACUCCUCAGCAACCAUUCCCAAGAACCUCACCUACAAUAUCACUAAGACCAUCCGCCAGGAUGAGUGGCAUGCCCUGCACUUGCGCAGAAUGACAGCUGGUUUCAUGGGCAUGGCUGUAGCCAUCAUCCUCUUUGGAUGGAUUAUUGGGGUGUUGGGCUGCUGCUGGGAUCGAGGCCUUAUGCAGUAUGUGGCAGGACUUCUCUUCCUCAUGGGAG